This is a messenger RNA of Miscanthus lutarioriparius, 753 nucleotides long. The record is from the annotation of a GenBank genome assembly. Lineage: Eukaryota; Viridiplantae; Streptophyta; Magnoliopsida; Poales; Poaceae.
AUGGACGCUGCGGAGAGGAGGCUGGCACGCGUCGCCGCCCACCUCGUUCCGUCGUUCCCAGUUCCACACGCCACCGUGCCUCCCCUCACGCCUUCUCCCACGUCCUCGUCAUCAUCCUCAUCGGCGGGGGACAGCUACCGGCACGUGCAUGGCGACGUGCCGUCGGAGCCACCGGAGUGGCGCGCCGCCACAGACGAGUCAGGGAAGGAGUUCGUCGACAUCAUCAACGAGAAGGCCAUCGGAGAGGGCAUCGCCAAGAUCACCAUAAACCGGCCUGAUAGAAGGAACGCGUUCCGUCCGCUGACCGUGAAGGAGCUUAUGCGCGCAUUCACUGGAUUCCAUCAUUUUUAUAGGAAAGUAGUAGUUAUCAUUAAUAAUGAGAACAUCAGACAAUUUCUUCAGGUGCAAAUUCGACGUCUUUCAAAGCCUGUCAUUGCUAUGGUUGCUGGUUACGCUGUUGGCGGUGGGCAUGUUUUGCAUAUGGUGUGUGAUUUAACAAUUGCAGCAGACAAUGCCAUAUUUGGACAGACAGGGCCCAAGGUUGGACCGAAGAGAGCCCGUGAAAUGUGGUUUCUGUCACGGUUCUACACAGCUGACGAAGCUGAUAAAAUGGGACUUGUGAACACUGUAGUACCAGAGCUUGGUGGGAACGCCACGCUCAUAUUCUAUGGCACAGAGGAGGCGAAGGAAGGGAAGAAUGCGUACAUGGAGAGACGACGCCCAGACUUCUCCAAGUUCCCACGCAAACCUUGA